Molecule: messenger RNA, 17647 nt
Organism: Porites evermanni
Lineage: Eukaryota; Metazoa; Cnidaria; Anthozoa; Scleractinia; Poritidae
Source: the annotation of a GenBank genome assembly
AUGGAUACAAACAGUGAUUCCGGCAGUUCACCAACAAAUCAGCCCGUGGUGCCCUUCGCGCUUGGGCAGGUGAAAAUACUGUUUCCUAGACCUCACGCAAAACAUUUACUAACAUCUAAUAUUCAAAAUAAUGAUCUUAAAAAUAUAUUCCACUGACACAAGAAGUAAAUGUUAGCAAAUUUUCACUCCUUUUUCAAAAACACAAGCGAAUUUAAAUUCUAUGCUCUAAUAAAAAUACGCCAGGAAAUGACGUAAGACCGACAGACUGACUGACCCACUCACUAAAACUGACCGAUUCUCAAAUCGAGUGAUUUACCGAGCACUUGACCACGCGGCCGAGCAGCCCGAGUGACCAACGUCAACUUAACCACUGAAAAGAAUGUUAAAAUCCUUUUUGUUACGUCCCACGCCAACUCCCCUCUCCUUCUUUCAAAUUUCAGUCGCUCAGAAAAGUUCACUUUCCCUUUUGAACCUCAUUUACACACUUGCUUCCCCCAUAUGUCUCAGUUUUAUCAGAUUGCUGAUUCUCUCUAACUCACUAGGGGUCCAACGCCGCGAACCAAGCUAUACGCCAGCAAAAUGAUCACCAGGCAAAUCAAGCCAGGUAAGACACUAAAAACAGUCAUGUCUAUAAAGAACUUUACUAUACAAAUUAUCAUCUCCACCAUAUAGUACCCACCCUAGCUAACUUACUAGUAGUAAUCACAAGUUAUCACAGAAUAGGGAGGCGUAUUCGACAAAAAACCGAGAAGGUAGGUGGUGAAAUAACCUGCUUUCCGGAGCAAAUGAACAGUUUCCUAGCCGAAAAUGACAUAUUGACAAAGAUAUCAUAAAAAGCAUAAUUAGUUGUAAUGUUGCCACUGCAAGAGGCCAGAUCAUUCCGACCAGUUUACAGUGACAAACGUACGUUACACUAUGCACAACAACGUCUAAUUAAAAGUCAUAGUUUCACUUGCACUUAAGGGCACAGCUCUGCUGACACUAGCCUUCAAUUCGGCGUAUUUUUAGGGCGAGCAAAGGCUGCCUGCUACUGAUGAGUUUUUGCACUACUCAUCUUUCAUUUUAUCGAUGACGAGAAUGGAAGUUAACCGACUGUUUUACAUAUCUUUCAGGUAUGGUCUACCAAAUAUGAUAGCGGCGUCGAGUCAUGCUCAACCACAGGUGUAUAUGGAAUCUUCUAUUUCAUUCAGUAAACAAGUAACAAAAGCAACGUCGCUAAAACCAUAAAGCGAAACUUUCGCUCUGAGGUGGUAAUUUUUUGGGCCAGAGAAGAUUAUGCAUAUUCUCGAAAUGCUGCGUAGUCUCUGCACAUUAGAACGGACUUGUCAGUUCAAUUAGUUCUUAUUUUCCUAAUUUACUUUAGUUAAGGGUUUAACCGGUUCUUUUGUUUCUUCAGGCUAAUGAUGACAUGCCGGAUCCUGUGGCAUUUUUCCUUUUCUUAGUCUUUAUUAUCUUAAUAAAAAAUGAUAACUGAAUGAGAUUCAGAGUUCAGCCGGGAUUAACAAACCUGCAUUCUAACGCAGUUUUAAUUUACCAAACUCUUAUGCCUAAACACUGUUAAUUAUUCAUUCAAAAUAUCUCGCAGUUUCUAAUUGGCUCCAAUCCUCCGACUAAUUCUUCUUAACCAACUGGCGCUUACCAUAUUUAGAAGACGUGGCAAUAUACCAUCAAUUCGAUGGUAUAUUCGAUUGGAAACGAGGCUGAACGUUAGUAUAUUUGAUUGAAAACGAGGCUGCUUGGGCAAGAGUGAACUAAAAAAAAUGGAGUUCACGGCUAUUCGAGGACGAAAUAGCUGACUUUUUGAUUCGAAGAAGUACAAAAAUACGCAAAGCAUAUUACACGAUCGACGUUAUCUACUUUUUGAGGAGAAAAACCUUUUUUAUAUCCUCUAAUACUGUGCCGAGAAAUUGUGAAGUUGUGAAGUUGUCAAGUUGUGAAGAAAGUCUACGAGGAGGUAAGCAUGUUUAGAACUUAGAAAUAUUUUGAAUUAAUAAUAAAACAAUUAUUGAAUUCGGCUGCCGUACGAUGUGAAGAAUUAUUUCACUUACGUCAUAUUAGCAAGUUAAUAACAGGAAAUAUAAGCUGAGUAGCAUCACCACUUAACGGAUAAAAAAAACGAUGUGAAGAAUUAUGCAGGCCUCGGUGGAUGUUACCCACCACGGCUGAGGCCUCCUAAUUCUUUACAUCCUUCUCAGCCUCACUCAAUAAUUGUUAAUUAUUAGUCCAGUGUCAAGAAGGCAUAAAGAAAAAUAUUCAUCAAUAUAAAUAAUCGACCCUUUGUGUUAACUGAAUAUGAUCAAAUGUUUUGCUAGGAAACCAAAUAACAGUUUUGACAGGUAUUGUAAACAAUCCCGCUAUGACAAAUCUCGAGUAUAUUCAUAAAAUGACCGUGGCCGGUUAAGCAGAGAAUCUUCAUGGGCCGCUACACAUCAACUAUUUCGUUUGGAAUACAGCGCGUAUUUUUUGAUUGCCUUCUGUGUCUGUAAAUCGAGUUAUCUGUUUUGAAACAGUCAAAAACUGGACAAUGGUCAGUAAAAAUUAAAAUUGAUUAAAAAAUCCAAGAUAAUUAAAUGAAAAAAUUGCAUAUGAAUAUACCAAGAAAACAAAGAUGAAAUUGAGCACACAAUUUUAAACGCCAACGCGCUUUCACUUAAAAAACUUCUUCUUAAACGGGAUGUGUCUUAGCACAUACUACCUUCAAACAAUACAAAAAUGAUGCCUCAGUGAAUGCAUGACUUCCUAUUGAGUAAAUAACGACUAGCUAACUUUUAUCAUGUACGCAAAUUGUAAACUGUUGGGCGAUGUGAUUCUUUCCGCGAAGAGAAAUGCCUUGUAUACGACAACGUUUGACGAAUGUUCUCUAGAAUGUAUGGACGGUAUGAAAAAUGCCCAUUAUAAGCGGGGACCAGACAUAUAUCUAUAUGAUAACUGAAUCGAGGAAGCUUAGAAACUGCUGGUAGAUAACCUCUCCUCAAGACACCGAAGAACUGGAGGUAAGCUGGAUUAAAGAAGAGUUUAGAAAGACUGCCUGUAAACUAUGUUUGGAAUAACAAAUGCAACUCCUAUGAAAUUUUCAGUUGGUGGUAGAAAGGGGCAAAUACCUCCAAGCGACCACUGAAUCGAAAACGUUUCAGUACUUCUAAAUCUUGGACUAAAAGUUUUAGAAAGUUAGUGUUUAAAAUGCAAACUUCUUUCGCUGGAAAUUACGAAAAACGAUGGUAUCUUUUGCUUCACUUUUUUGGUUAUUUAGAAUGUUUGAAAUGUUUUCUCAAUAUUCCCUUUCAUCGAACAAAAUUCAUUAUAAUAUAUUGCACCAGAAGACAAGGAUAGAUGAGAUAUCCGGGGAAUUUUUCAUGGAAUGUCAAUAUGUAUUUCGCAGAAACUUCGACGACCAGCCGUCUGUGAUCUAACUAAAAAGAGAAAUGUCAAUAAACCAGGUGAAAAACAGAAUGGAUAUUAAAAAACUGACGGCUUUUAGGAUACAAAUAAUCACUUGUUUUUCAGAGUGAAUACAUCAAACGUAACACACGACAGCGCACGCAAGAGCUGAUUCCCCCUUCGUUCGUUUGCUCGCUUGCUUGUUUCGUCACUUCGACUGGGUAGACAGACCAGUGGGUAGUCGUCGAAAGUUAAGUUAUAUUUGGCAGGGAAAAUGUUUUAAAAUUUGACCAGAACUAGCCAUCCCUUGCUGUCCGCAUUAUUUGAGGGCAAACCACUGAAAUUUAGCCAUGAUAUGCUUUGCACUGAUGGCUGAAGUGUUCGUCUUGAGAGCGGUCUGCUUUGGGAGAGCUUACGGUGCCUUAAACUGGCAAAAACAAACAAACAAACGAACAAAGUAUGACGGGAGUUUACUGCUACGUGAAGGACAAUGAAUUUGGAGUUGAAGUCAAAAGUAAUAACUCAGCCUUACAAGUUAUUGAGUAACCAUUUCCUAUCUUGCUAUUUUCUGCUCCCAGCUCAAAUUCGUGGAGAUACAGGACACACAAAUUGGCUCAGCAAAAUGUAUUUUUAUUCGGGUAGGCUCGACGUCUUGCGUUUUGUUCACAAAAACAAGUGACGUACAGCGAAACCCAUCACGGACGCCUUCCUUAACAGAAGAACUAAUACGAAGAACUGAAACAAAUCAGUACUAAAUUAUACUGAAAAAGACAGCCAUAGCAUACGAAUACCUUCUGAACAGGAUUACGUGCCACACAAUUAGAAACCGUUGACAUACACCGAAGACGAGAAGAUGGAGGAGAGUGUAAAGGCCAACGUGCAUUUAAGCAAGGGUAUACUGACAUGGUCUCUAAUUCACCCUUUUUUUGUUAUUUUAGAUAACGACUGGGUAUUGGAAGAAUGGAAGAUGUUUGCCUUACAAUCGGAACAGCAUCUGACAUUUCAAAAUGCGCGAGCCUACGGUCCUUACAGACUGUUCGAUUUUUAAAGCAUGCGCAAGUACAAGGAUACUCGUAGUGCACAUGUGUGCCCGACGAACAGCAAGAUACGAUUAGCACAGCAUACAGGAGAAAACUACACAUCAACCCAAUUAAGGAGGGAUCUUAGCCAAGGUAUGUGAAGAUUCUGCACGAUAAAUCAUGAAAUAUUUCUCAGGUUCCUUUAUCACCUUCGUAUACCUUUAAUUUUUUAGCCUUUCGACAGGAAAACAACGAUUGACUCGACUCAGUUCCACUGUAAUUACACUAAGUAUACAGGAGAGACCAUGAAGAAAACGUCAACAAGAACGCCAAAAAACAAUUAGAUUUUAAAGCAAAACAACAGUUCUGCACAUGAACCCUACCUUAUGGUACAUUUCUACGACGUCCACCGCACGACUGCGACAUUAGAGACUUUUAGAUCCGAAUUUACCGCGAACCUCUAACCGCGGUUUGCGGUUACCCGUUUGCGGUUCGACGUUCAAACAUAAUUCGAUUUAGAUUGGCGGUGGAUUAAAGAAGUGGAUUCUGGUUUAUUUUUCCAUUUAAAAAUAGAAGAAAUAUCAAUCAAUGAAAAUAAAAGAAAUUUACGGUAACACUGGGUUAUAUAGCAGCAAAGAGCAGUAAAUUCUUACAUUAGUUCUUCUUGCAAAUUUACGGCCGCCAUUUUGAAUCAGCAGCCAUGAAUGGCACUUGUUUUCAAGAUUCAAUAGGAUUUAUCAAAUUUAGCAUUUCGCCUUGCUCCACAAGAUUCUUGUAUCAUUACGUGGAAUAAAACAAGAAUUAUACGCUAAAAGCUUUCAAGUAAAUGACAUACGUGAAAACCUACCUCCCCACGUUGAAAACGCACGUCGUAAACCUCAAACGUGAGGCGAAAGACAUGUCACGUGACCUCCAGCGGUUAGAGGAUCGCGGAAAACUCGGAUCUAAAACUCUCUAUUAAAAAUUCCUACCGCAACGCUUCAUGGAGGACGGGGACACAUGUCAACGAAUUUUCCUUUCUCUUCUUGAAUAAGGUUUCAGAACUGACUUUAAAAUUCAACUGUGGGAAAAUUCUCUUGCAUUGGUCGAACGUGAGCAAGUAAAAGAGAACAGUUUGAAUGAACGCAAAAUCCUUUUACUGAGGGAUGGUUAUCGCUACCGUCGUCGUUGUGGUCGCUUAAGCUGCCUUAUGUCAAUGACCAACUUUUUUCGUUUCAUUACAAAUCAAUUUCUUCUUUAAGAAAGCAUGACUGUUCAAUUUAUAGCAUAAAUGGUGAAGUUUGCAACACUACUGUAUCGAUCAGUAAAUGAGGCAUAUAAGAUGCACGUACCACCCGAGUGUAAACACCAGAUGACUCUUAGCAUCAAUUUAUGGAACGGCUGUGUUGGGGUAAACAGCUUUUAAUUACCAGUUACUUUAACCCGGAACACUCGCACACGACUAGACAAUCACACAGUAUGCAUUGAACUUAUACAAAGGUCUAAAUUUCAUAGCCAUAUUCUUAAAAUGGACAAAACACGGGAACUUUAGUUCUGUGUCAACAAGAAGAAAACUGUCUACACAGCAUCAUCUUGGACCCUUAUUUUCAACCUGCCUCUAUACUUUCAAGACGUUGUAAAACUACUAUGAAGAACAAUUCGAGAGCUUUUUAAAGCUCUCGAACUAAGAAGACAAUCACAGCAGGGCGUGUAAUGCCUUUUUAGUUUAUCUGAAAUGAACGCCCGUAGUGUAGUUUUCUUAAUUAGACACUAUUGUUAUGAUACUGCCAUUAACUCUUGCAGGUGAAACUAGUUUUUCUAUUAAAGACAAUAGACGUAUUCCGCGUAAUUAAACCACAACGAUACGCUGGUUGCACAUCGAUUUGCACCAUUUGCCCCACAACCAGAAUUUAUAUUGUCACUGAAUUAGGCCCUGCAUCUGGUUAUCUACACAAUUACUUGACUCCAAUGGUAAUUUGGCGUGGAUAAAAUUGGCUAUUUGUAAAGGUUAGGACGACUAAAUAAAAGUACUCACCGAGUUCACGGCCGAAAUCUUGAUUUUAUCUGGUGAGCGAACUGGGGAGACUGCAAUUUGCUCGUGAGUUUUACUACGCUUUGAACUACAUGUACUACAGCUGAUUUCUGAAUUUCGUUGCCUUCGUCGCACUCAGUUUUGCUUAAGUUAGGGAUACGUAUAUCAAUCUGAUCAAUCAUAGUCUAUUGAAGCACCUCAAUGAAUAAUUAUCAAUAUACGUACACAAUUUUCACAAAUACAGGUUACAAAUAAAGCCCAAACCAAUUUUUGAAAUAAUUUCUUUGUUUUUCUUGUAGACUCAAGAUGGCUGAAAAACAGGUAAGAGCAUCGAAGAUAGUAUCAUGCUUUUCCUUAUGACGACGUUAAAUUUCCCAACAAAUAUUGAGCAAAAUUUUAAAUCGUUGCGCUGGAUUAUAAUCUAAGAUUAAAUGCACUACAGGAAGCUGAGUAGCAUCACCUCUUUACGGAUAAAAAAAGAAAAAAAAUUUGCUUACAGGGAUUUUUUUAUUACACAGGGUGGAGUGUAGGUUUUACUGCUUCACGUUACAUAAAAACUCCGUAAGCGGGGUUACAAAACACAGACACAUGUCAGUUAUCUCAACAUAGGGGUAUUUGUUGUGAUAUUCAACAACUGGAACGUCUUAGCAGACGAAUUAGACAAUGCUAUUAAAUCCUUUGUACAGCUUAAAAGGAUGCACUCGACCCGGACUAUUUCACGGCUUUAAAUCAAUAUUUUAAAUUCCUGUUUGCAAUGUUUGCUUCCUUUCUGGGUCUCUUGCAAGGUAUUGUCUAACCUGUUCAGGUUUAUACUUCGUGAAACGAUUAAUACAUUAUUUUUCAACCUACAAUGUACAAUAUUUGGCUACGGUUGUUGUGAUGUACGAACAUACUUUAACAUCUACUUAUCUUUACGUACAUGUGUCAUUGACGAAGUUAGUGAAAUAGAAAAAAAUACUUAUUAAAACGAUAUCAUGGUGGAAAUGAUUGUGAACUAAAAGAUCACUCUGUCAAGGUACAUAGAGAUUUGCAUCUUCACUUCUGACUUUUGGACAAAAACAAACGAUGUUUUUGCUAUUUUUCAGAAAAAUGAUGAAGAAAAGGCUAAGGAGGAACUAGCUGCUAGGUAAAAAGUAAAAAAUCUAACGUAUAAAAUCACUGAUAGUCAUCAAACAGAUACCGUAAUUACUAAGCUCGGCUACAAGUAAGGCGUGUGUUGCUUUUGUUCAUAAACCUACAAAGGCCCUUAAAUAUCACCCGAACUUUGCUUUUUUUCAAUAAAUAGAUCCUCUAUUCCUGUACUUAAAAAGAGAAUAUUGCUAUUAGCGCUUCUUUUAAGGUAGCUCGAUCCAGUAUUUGUAUAGACUGAUACCUUUCACCUUUGGACCUCCUAUACUUAAAUAACUUGGUCUUUAUUGUAAAUACAUUAUAACACAUGGUCACAUAUAGACUGAACUUUAUUAUGACAUUACACAUAAUUUUUCGCGAACGGAAUACCACGUAACAAUGACGUCACAAUGGUUUUCGCUCUUAAUCGAAUUACAGUCCUUAUUCGCACUUUCUCUGGAAAUGCUCUUUGCUAGCGAAGUUUCACAAAAAUGUCGAAGUGCAAUUUCAAGAUGUCGUGGAAUUUCUAGACGAAGACUAUUUGGAAUUUCUGCAUGAAGGCUAUAUGAUUUUAUCGCUGUUUUUUGUGAGAAUAGCCUCCUAGUUAUAAAAAGAGCUCAGCAUUGAGUUUUACCCAGAUACUUUCCAGUCUUUCGAAAUCAAGCAAGCCUACCUGUCUACAAAAAUACUGGGUCGAGCCACGUUAAAAAAAAUUGGGCCACCUGCCUCUUUUAAAGUAACAAUUUAAAACUCCAAAUAUAAGAUGAGGGAAUCAAUCAAUCUGGAAGAGAGAGUCAGGUUUCUUAAAAACCAAAAAGAGCUAAAAUAUUUUUCAAAGCCUACUAGAGACACACGUACGCAGAUGACACAUUGGGGAGAAAUCGAGUAGUGUAUUUAAUGCAAAUGACUUUCGGCCCUCAACUGAAAAGAACUGCUUCUCUUAGUGUUACAAGAUCGUUAGGAACCUUUUCAAUAAUUUUACCAGUUUUAAUUUAUGAAGUUAGAAAUGACAUGUUCCACUUAAAACUUUUGAUAGGAUAUAAUCCUGCAAAUUUCUCAGUAACAGAGUAAUUCUCCUUACAUUGUAUAAGCUUGGCGAUUUCUGGAGGCUCUCUCGCCAUCUUUAUUAUAUGAGCUGUUCGAAACAUUUCCCUGCAAACUUAAACCGAUAUUUCAAACCUUUCCCAAAUAUAACUGAUGUUUACUCAACUUAGUAAGCCAGUUAGCAAGAAAGACAAGGAAACAAUUAAACGAAUAAAUAAAUCAGUAAAUGACUUACUGCUAGGAAUCAAUCUGAUAUACAAAAGCUAAACGGUGAAAGCUUACUUCGCCUUUAUAACUUGGUGUUGAUUAGUGAGGAUGACGUCACUGAAACUGCUCAAGAUCUUCAAGCCGUUCCAGAUCCCGGCUACCAUCACGAGGUAAAUGUUAUUAUUGUCUUCCUUGAACAUUGCAUGUCAUUCUGGUAAAUCUUCAGUGACAUCUAAAGAAAAGCAAUAUUGAUUAAACAACAUGAUGUUAAUGGACUUUAUAUCAAGACAGUACACCUAGCUGCAAGAAAAUAUUUGGGCGCAAAAUAAGCUUAAACUAAACGAUGAUUUUGUGUUCAAUAGACUUGUAGCACUCAAUCCCUAAUUUACCCAUCUGUCUAGGCGUACUUCAAUUCUAUUUUAAAAUAUUGCUCCCAUAGUAAAAGGAGCAUUAGAAUCACAUGUUCCUCGAAACAUUUAAGGUCAUUAAAAAUAAGGACCAAGUCGAAAAAGCACUCAACUGAGGAGGUAACAAGGUUACAAGUUAGGUGUUCCUUUCAACAAAUGACGAAAGAAUUUCCGUUAAGCUGCGUAGCACUUUAGAAAAGAGAAGUAACAAAAAUGUUCAUUAAAAAUAAAGAAAUCAUGAACAAAAGUGCCGUGUUUAGGUUGAAAUUCUCCUUUCCACACGUUUCGGGUCUGGCCCUUCAUCAGUGGAAAUACCAGUUCCACUAGGUGUUCUUUUGCAACGUUAGAACCGACCAAGAAGAGUUUGCUCAUUCAACGCUGAAAUUAUCAAAUUAACAACAGUUUAGGCGUAACAGGCUGUCGAAUUACUAAACAUAUAUUACGCCAAGUCAUGCGACGUAAUCAUGCCCAUCCUGAAUGCUUCUGAGUCAAUCAGGAGCAGCAACGUUGUGAUACACUGAACAUUGUGAUUUAUUUUCCCUUAGGAACAAUACAGUGAUGGAGGGCGUUUGGUCCGACAAUGCACGGACCUCGGUGGUAGACAUAACCCUGUUUGGUAAGAAAGUUCGAAAUGGAGACAAAGGAAGAUUGUUCCUAAACCUUGGUCAUGUUUAAAUACUAACUGCUUUUGAAUUUCUUUUCUUCUAGCGGUACAGCAUGUCUACAAGUCCCUACUGGGCCGGGGGUAAGAGUACCAAAGCUAACCCAUUAACCUUUUUUAUCAAGCUUACAACCCAGAUUUUAUUAAUGAUAAACUGAAGAUUUUUGUUGACGUGGUGUAGCCAAGCAAACGCACGAUUUUGUGGGAUAUAUAGUGGACUUCGAACUGGUUUCCGGCCACCAUACCGAUAUUUUAAGUUAUUUUUCAAUCGCAAUUUUUUUCCACUUUUUUUUAACACUGACUUAGGACUGAAUUUUGUCAAAAUCUAAGUGAAGUGACUUGGUAACAUAAAAAGCUCAAGCUAAUUUAUUUUUCACUUUUAUCUCCCAUAGGAAAAUCAGGACCCUGAUCCUACUGUGUUAAUCAUUAUAAUUAUUCUCUUGUUUUAUUUAUCUUAAAAAUUCUGUCUGUUCUAUUUUGUACAACGUUUUCAUCUGUAUGUGUUGUAAUGUAAAAUUAUAUAAAGGCAACUUUCAGUUCCUAGUCAUGCAUUAAUGAUACAGCAACGUAGCAAAAAGUGUAAAAAGUGCAACGAACGUGUAAGGUUGUUGUGUUACUUAUUAAACGCAUUGUGUUUUUGUCAUUCUUGUUGCCGUGUCAUGUUAAACUCACUACAUGUACUACAAGCAGUGUACGAGGCAAGAUACUUCAAUAAGAUAAAAAAAGACGUGUCUUGCCGGACAUAAUGCCAUAUUUAUAGAACACAAAAUGGAAAUAUCUAACUGAGAGGUACAAAAUUCGUACUCGGGUGUAUAAUUAGUUAAAACAAUCAUACCCGUUGAGACGAGGUAAAACACAAUUUCAAUCUCCCUCCCUUUCCCUUUAAAAGGCCUGCCACGAAGGCUGGCGAGCAAGCCACAUUCUCAAUCCACUUUACUAUAGAAGCUACAGAUGGUUUCCUAUUUGACAUACUCUUUCUGCUUCCUAAACUAAUCCUACUUUAGUGGAACGUCGAUAAAACGAAGGGCGAAGGGGCUGGUUAAAUGUUUGCCAUACCUACGUUUCGUUAUAUCGAGGUUCAUUUCAGUACAUUUUACUAGUACCGGGGUAAGGUAUAUUCUUCUUUCUGCCAAGGACUUUGUUAUAUCUGUCGAGGUUCCUCGGUCCUGAAGUAAAGUAACUUAGAGGAUGUGUUAGAAACACACCCAACAAGGAACUCAGCCAUGUAUGUUGAUGCAAAUAGCCAACUCGCCAGCACCCCCCAAGGUGUAACAUCGUACAAAACGUAUAUUUAAAGUUACUUCUAUCAUCGAAAAGAAGAAGACUGACUGGGUCUUCAGUUUUUGGUCUCAAAAAAAAUCGACGGACUGAAUUUCUUUUACGCUAUUUCUUUCUGACCUGCACUACGUUAAAAAAUUCCACUCUAAAGAGAAAAGUGUAGAUGAAAAUUCAAGGAAUUUGAGUCUGUUUUUCUCGGAACUGUGUUUAAGACACUAUUAAAAUUGACAUUUCUUCUUUCUUGGAAAUAUUAUACAUGCAGUCUCCAAGGCAACUUAAAGUUAAGACAAUCGAAAUAUCACCACGAGAUGUAUUAUUCCCCAGGAGGUCGGAAAAGCUCACAAAGCAAAGGUUUGUGGUAACAAUACCACGAUUUUAUGCGGUUGGUUGGCCAGUGGAAAAAUUACAACGACGCAUGAAAAUACGAGAAUUAGGAUAAAAUAUGGAGUAUAUAAUGCUAUAACAUCAUACGAUUUGGUACGAAACAUCACCAUAAUUCUGACAUAACUCUGUCAGUAAUGCGACGUUAUAACUCCACGGUUACGUUUAUACAAUUUCUUACGCUUCUUUUAGACUAGCUUCUUACCGGCAUAAUAAUAAUAAUAAUGUCCUUUGCUUACCCUAUAGGGAGUAUUUAUAGCACUAAUGAUUAUGGGCCUAGCAAAUGUCUGAAAUAAAUAAAUUUAAAUCAAACAUAACAAGACUGAGAAUUCCGACGCUGGGGCAAACCAGCUGGCUAGUUACAAGUGUGGGAAUUAAUGAUGAUUGAGAUAGGCGGCGCGCUUUCCUCUCGCACAAAGCUGCAACCUUGUAUUUGAGGAAAACCGAAAACCGAUCUCACAAGUCGCGAGCUAAAGAACUUCCACUAGGCGACAGAUUCUUUCAAAUCCUCUUGGCGGCGAUGGCGCUAAGAUCCCCGAAGACACCAUUCUCAAAAAGUGCAAGAUAAAUUCUGAGGGAUUCACCCUUUCAAUGAAGCACGAUUGACGUUCUUAUUGUUGGAUACGGCUAAUCAGUGAUUUCUGCGGCCAAUAUUGACAAGAACACUUUUAGAAAGCCUACGAAAAGCAACAGUCACCAGAUACAGGGCUAAGAGCUCUGCAGAGCUUCCGCGCUACCGGAGAGGAGCUAUGAAGUUCAAGGUAAGAAAACAUUUGAUGGCUAACCUGCUUAUCAAUUACCAAACGCCCGAGCAAACGUGUUCUCUCUUCCAGGGGCUUAAAGAUUUUAAAUGUUAACGAAAUCGGGUGUGAGGAAAAGGUACAACCUAUUAUAAAGGCGAGACCAUUCAGGUGUAUUUUGCAUGCAGGUAAGGCAAGAGGGAACUAAAAGAGUUCGCGACUGUGAAGGGAUGAUCACUACAUGUCUCCUCAAUUAUGUAUUACUAGAAUACAAGCUUCAGCCGCGAGUAAACCGAACUGUAUUUAAAUGGGGUCUGUAAUAGAUAUGAUUGAGAGUAAAAAUACCCAUCAAAUGACGACAUUUCUACGAAAUUAGCUGUCCAACGAGAAGAAGCCGGAGAAACUAAAUUAUGACACCUUAAAGUUUUAUGGAACUUGGUACGAGCAAUGCAAACAUUUUUGUUCGUUUAUGACAUUUGCCGAUCGCAUCAACGCACGAGAUAGUUUGAGCCUUAAUAUUCACGUAGCUUUCCUAUUGUUUAAUACUUAUUUCCGUAUCCCCAGCACUGAAUGAGUUUAAAGAUAACUGUGUAAAAAAAGUGACAAUGUUCAGGAACAAGACAAUGGCGAUUAAGAUCAAUCAAAUUUGAGAGCUUCGCAAUGAAAAUUCGUCAAAUUCUCAUCAACUUCCAUUUAACUGUUUCAGAGAGAAACAAUACAACCUUUUUUACAGCGAAUCAAAAGCUCUGCUCACGCUAAUAGCACUGAAAGAGUCACUAAGGAAUAAAAUGCAUGUAAUAAUAGCAUCAUCGAAUAGUUACAAUACAUCUCAGGUAAAGUCUAGGGGAAAGUAAUAUUUUCUUGCUAAACGCUUCACAAACGCGGGAUUUUUGGGCGUUUUUCAAGAUUAGUCCGAGGUUAAUUAGAGUUGAUUGACUUUCUGCCCUGUUUUAUCGCCCAAGAGACAGAAAGUCGGUUCAAGGAUGGCUGUCAAGUCACUUCUAAAUCGUUUCAACUUUCCGACUUUAAUGAGACGCAAAGGCAACCUUAGCUUAGUUUUCAAUGAGGCCUCCACAUACAUUUUUAGGUUGAGAAAAGUCUGUAAAAUCGAGUACCUCUGGUUAAUAUUCUUGAUUGACUUAUUACCGGGGCCUAGCCGAAGGCUGGCACCGGUCAUAAAAUGCAACGCGUUUCUGUCUUUUCAAAGCUACAUUGUUAGGGAUAUAUCGCUGACUGAGAUAUAUCGCUGGCUCUUUACUUUUGGGAGUGUUCGCUGAGAUAUAUCGCUGGUUCAUUGAAAUCUUAUCCGCCAUUUUGAAAAGCACGAAGUAUGGAGGAGAGUCAAGUGAAAGAUUAUAGCUUUUUGGGAACGACACGUUCCCCAACCUUUACAGUGUACUAGUUCAUGAGCGAAAACUUGAGAGUGAACAUUUGGAGGGACAAAUUUACGAGCCAUCGCUUAAGAGUGAACCUUCCAUCGUGAAACUUAUCGCGGAAAUAAACGACUUAUCAAAGUUAUCUACAUUGAGUGAACCUUCCAUGAGAAUCAAUGCGAACACUUAUCAAAGCUAACUUUAGUCACGCAAUAUUUACAUUAGCGACAUGCAAAAACUCUCAACUGUUCAAAAUGGGGGAUUCCCUAACGUUUUCUCUUUUCACAAUAUUCAUUACACCUUGUUUUCAUCUCUAAAGAAUAUUUGCAAUAAAAAAGAUUUUCAUGUCGCCCGACAAACUUAUUGAUGAAAACGACCCUUCCACGUGGGUUGCCAAGACAAAAGUGGCCCCGGUAAAAUUCACGAAGUGAUUCUUGUUCAACGUUAAAUUGAUGGGGGCCUCAAAAACCUUUCUCACCCCCUUCUCCUUCUUAUGUAUAGGACGUUGGAUCAAAAUAUUGCCCAAGUUGUUCAAAGUCAAAUAAGGCGUUGGUUCUUUUCGGCGAAACUUAAAAGUCUGGUUCUGCAUAUUACGCUGUCUUAACAAUCUGAUUAGCCUGCGUUGCAGCCGACCCACGCAUCAUAGUUACAAAUUUGAGAUCGAAACUUUACUCCCAUACAAUUUGAUCGGUAGAUGAAGAAACCCCGUUGCGCCGUUAUUUCCUUCAUAAAAAAUGGGGAGCUUAGCAAUAGCGUUUUUGACCGACGGACGUCAACCGGAAGUGGACUUUUUGCAUCAUUGGGCAGUGGUUUGGUUCGAACGCUUGGGUAAAUUGCUCUUUAUAAGAGUAAAGACACUUAGCAAUACAAAGUUAUUAGCGUCAAGGCAUAUAAAAAGGUAGAACUGGCCUCACUUCCGGGUGGCGUGUGUCGCACAAAAACGUCUUUGGUUAAGCUCCCAGUGCCGACUGGCCCUGUUAGAGGGUCUCAAUGGGGUGGUGGCUUUUACGGUUAUCGGCUAAAAUUUUGGCUCUUUUACGGCUAUCGGUUAAUUUUUUUCAGUUACGGUUAACAGAAAAGUUAAAAAUUAACUUCUUUUGUUUCAAAAAGUAUCUCUAAAGAAUAUUUGCAAUAAAAAAGAUUUUCAUGUCGCCCGACAAACUUGUUGAUGAAAACGACCCUUCCACGUGGGUUGCCAAGACAAAAGUGGCCCCGGUAAAAUUCACGAAGUGAUUCUUGUUUCUUGGAUAUCCAGUAUCCAUGUGGCCUCAAUAGGGGAAAAGUUAAUAAUAGCAACAGAAGCUUUCUCAUUCUAAACCAGUAACAUUUAACUGUAUAUCCGCCCCGUGUAAGGGAAUCCAAGACAGUCUUGAUUUCUGGAUUCCACACGGUGGAUUCCGGAUUCCAGGUACUGGAUUCCAGUCUUUGUCAGUGGAAUUUGGAUUCUAGAUUGCAAUCGUUAGGGGGACCUUCAGUUGUAUUCCGGAUUGUAAAGCCCAGGAUUUAGGAUUCCACGAGCACAUUUUCCCAUCUGGAUCCCACAAAGCAAAAAUUUCUUGAUUCCGGAAUCGGGAUUCCUUUACAUGAGGCGAUGUAUAUGAAAAAUUGACCAAUCACAGUGCGAAAAUCAAACUAAGCCAUAUAAUUAUUCUACUGGCCCAACUUUCGCGCGAUUUUACAGGCAAUUUUUGGUCACAUGGUGGCAAAUCGGAGGACUGGUAUCAGGCGAUACACCCCGUCGGCGUUAAUAUUUGCCCUACGAUUUUUCGGUUGCAAGAAAGCAUAACGAAGUCAACAAAGUUAAUCUCCUUUUAGUUUUUAGUUCUUUUCUUGAAGCAUGCCUAAUGUGGAUCAUAAAACCGCGUCGUUAAUGUUCACUUUAUAUCAUCCAUGUGGACCACUUUUUCGACGCAUCCACUACAUGGUAUUCGAAGAAAAUCAAAAACCAGUCGCACGAGCGGGAGCUCAAGAACUAUCCCAGCCAGGGCAUCAGGCCGGCUUUUCUAAGGACAAAAUCAAAACAUAGGCACGUUUAACGUGCAUGAGCUAUUUUAAAUGCUUCAGUGUAACCUUACCAAGAGUGAUGAAUCUACCUUUUUCAUCCCGCAUGUAGACUGGGUUUUUGUGCGAAAUUGAGUAUUGCGGUACAUAAAUGAAAACGCGAAACGCUCAGCUGAGUCGACACUCAUGUUAUAUAUUCACAUUCCUCUGUCUUUCCCUGAUACAUCUGGUGCCAGUUAAACAAAUUGUUAAAGUACAAUAAAUAUCAACUCUCCAAACGUUGAUUAGAAGAAAACUCUAAGGUUUCCUCGGAGUUUCUUAAGACAAUCAUCGAAUACCGAAUAGUUACGAAAUACCAGGAUUUUUAUCAUUGUGGUGGAUGGUUGUAUCAUCAUAAUUCACAAGGUUAUCACGUGCGAUUCUGCUCAGUGAAACAGUCUUUAAAUCUGAAAACUUAAUUCUUCAUGUUUUAAAAGCUACUGCUUCUUAAAAGACAAGAGCCCUUCUUAAGGCAUUGGUUACAAAACGAAACAGGUCUUCAAACGUUCAAGUUACUAUUAUUACUGUGAAAAGCCAAUCUGCAUGAGAUGUACAGUCACACAGCUGCCACGUAAAAGUGUUGGACUUUGCCCCCUUUCGUGGUUCGUACGUGAGAGAAUUCGAGUUAUCACGUCGUAAUCUAGUAAACAGGAUUAUAAAAAUAACUCAUACACAUUAUUUGCACGUGAAGAUGUUGGACUUUGCCCCUUUUAAAAUUUGUACGUGAAAGAACGCAUAUUGUUUACUUUGCUUAAACGAUUUUAACAAAUCACCUCUUUUUAUUACAUCUGCAAUAAAAUAAUGCAUGAUUUAUUACUUUACUUCUAACAGAAUGAUUGUCUGCUGAAAAACCGACUUCUACUCAUCUCAUGUUAUUCCACUCAAUGAAACAAAUUAUUUCGUCAACUGGCUACUUCCAAGUUAAUUCGCUAACGCAAAAGUUACGCAUCUUUACUUAGCCACCGGUUAAAUUAAAUACUAUGUUUUAAUUACUUUUAUGACAGCAAACAUGUAUCAGAUAUGGUUGCACCUAAGUUGCCGGAACGUGAAUUUAAAGGUCUCUUGAUCUUUGUACGAGAGAGAAUAAAGCACGUUUACAUAAUUACUUUUAGUCGGUACAGCUUUAAAAAAAUCGGCUCUUGUUCAAGCUUCUAAAAACACAAUUACGCAUACUUCCAACUUAAAGUCAAUAUCUAAAUAUCAAUUAUUAACGUUUCAUUUGUAAACCUUUGAAGACUAUGAUUUUAGGUGAAAGCAGGUGAAUUAUGUUUCACCUGCUUUCACCUAAAAUCACCUAUCGUUCGCGAUAGCCAAACUAGGUCAUAAAUGUCUUAAACCAGCAGCCACACUAAAAUAUGAACCCUUAAACCGCUGCAUCGCUGUACUCAACGUUUGAAUCAUGAAGAUAUUUAAAUCUUAUGCUUCUAAACACCUUAAGCCGUAUUAAAACACAAUGAAAUUGUGAACAACUAAUAUAACGGUCUCAAAGUACCCUUGUUUGACUUUUACCGCAACAAUGCAAUGUUUAGAUGCCAAAAUCUCAUCGGUUCCUUGCACAAUACCUCAUAGUACCUUCAACCUUAUUAGCCCCUGCAACACACAUCCAAACAAACAAACCCACAAACCCACAAAGAUACAUACGCUUACACCACUGACAUAUGAGCUAUGUUUUCAAAAUAGCUCAAAAAGGGGGAAACCUUCCGCCUUCUCCCUUAAUCUUUUCAAAACCGCUCUCCCCCUAAUCCCCUUAGAAAGGCCUAAUACUGUAUAAAAACUACUCUAAGCGACAGAUCUUCAACUCCCUUUCGUGGUGGAAAAAAGAUUCUGAACGAUUCCGGAAGAAACAACUCGGAGAAAAUAAGACAAGUUCUGAGACACAUUUACUGACAAGUGAUCGUCGUGCUUAUUGUUUUACAGCCAAUCACUGAUCUCCGUUGGAUUCAAGCAGUCACGUGUACGCGCCUGGACAUACAAUCACGCGGAAAUUCGCGGUCUCAGUAA